UCUAGAAUGAUCUAGUGUGGACAGUGCACAGUGCUGUAGCCUAUGAGCGACGUGGAGGACACCGGAGAGGACGACCGCAUGACCUUACGAUCAGCUAGAGGACCAGUAUCCCAUGUGUCUUUAGGACCGAGGGUGAUAGGGAACUGUUCCGCCGACAAAGGGAAAGGAGAGCUAGAGCAGCCGAGGCCAGCAGGGCAUUUGCUAGCGAGGUGUAAACUCACCUUGCCRCACGAAGAAGUGCUUGUGGCUGCUUCCUACCUGGAGGGUAGUGCAACGAGAUGUUUGAGUGGGUUAGUGCAACUCCAGGGGUACGGUCAUGACUUCYGCUCUUGGGCAGCCUCUCAAGAAUUGGAGGACUUCCUGAAAAUGGUGGAAGACAGKUGGCAUGAUCCGCAGGAGGCUCAAAAGGCCACUGAUGCGAUCCUGACACUGCACACUCGGCAGUUUAAGUCAGUAAGGGAUGCCACCAACGCUGUAGAGCGUUUGAUUUGUGUUACAGGGGUACGCUAUGACCCCCAGGUCCUGCUAACUUCGUACUUGAGGACCUUAUCUCUGCCGCUCAGGAACCAGUUGGCGAAAGAGGCCAACAUUAAUAUGCACAACUUUCCUUCGUUCAACAAGGUGGCCCUAGACCUAGAAGCAAAGAUAGGGCAUGGACACGCACCCACUACGGAAGGGAGAAAGAAGACACUGCCUUCCAACUGGAAGGCAAAGGGUCGCUUAAUGUUUGUCGACAAUGAUGGUUCAACCAUCGAGUUGGACGGCAACCUCCAGGAGGGAGUAGGUGCAGAGGCAGGUGGCGAUACUUCAGAGGGUGGAGUAGUCACCGCCGUAACCCAACAAAAAGGUAAAGGGACCGGUAGACGCCCUAGGGGAUCCCGGUCGAAGAGUCAAACAGACCCCAAUGCUCCUCCAUGGGAGAAAGCGGGUCUAGCUGAGGACGUGUGGAGAGAUCGGUGGGCACGGCAAGCUUGUAUCAAGUGUGGCGAAUAUGGUCAUAGCAUGUACAAGUGCCGCAAUAGGAAGGUCACCGAGAAGAUCCCGCCCUCUAUGGGGUCGGCAGUAGGAUCCUCUCAAACCGUUGGUAGCAACGUUGCUAGGGUUGUUGAGAGGGAGGUCGUCCACGCGAUAGAGAUUAUCCCAGGGUCUAGUAUUCCAAGGGGUAGGAUCUAUCGAAUGUCUCCAGGCGAGCUUGAUGAGCUUCGCCGCCAACUCAAAGAACUCGUAGAGAAGGGCUGGAUCCGGCUGAGUGUCUCUCCUUAUGGGUCUCCAGUUUUAUUCGUGCCUAAGAAGGAGGGAACUCUAAGGAUGUGCAUUGACUAUAGGGGCCUCAAUGCCAUCACUGUGAAGAACAGAGAGCCCAUACCUUGCAUCGAUGAUCUGUUAGAUAGAGUGCAAGGGUGUCGGUACUUCAGUAAAAUAGAUCUGAAGUCCGGGUACCAUCAGAUUGUAAUUCGGCCUGAGGAUCAACACAAAACCGCAUUUCAGACCAGGUAUGGUCUAUACGAGUUUGUGGUGAUGCCUUUUGGCCUUUGCAAUGCUCCUGGCACCUUUCAACACGCUAUGAAUCGGAUAUUCCAUGACUACUUGGAUAAGUUUGUCGUCGURUACCUCGAUGACAUACUUAUUUUUAGUAAGACUGUCGAGGAGCACGUAGCACACUUAGACAAAGUUCUCAGUCUCCUGCGACAGCACAAGUUCAAGAUCAAUGGUGAAAAGUGCGAGUUUGGCCGCACCCGUAUCUUGUACUUGGGUCAUGAGAUCUCCGCGGAAGAGUUGAAGCCCGAUGACGCGAAGGUGGCCAGCAUUCGUGAUUGGCCACGUCCUCAGUCUGUGACUGAGAUGAGAUCUUUCUUAGGAAUGACAGGCUACUAUAGGACUUUCGUUAAGAACUACAGCAUAGUGGCCGCUCCUUUGACUGAUCUGACCCGCCUUGACACCCCUUGGGAGUGGACAGAUAAGUGCGAGGCUGCUUUCAGACAUCUGAAGCAUGCAUUGACGCACUAUGAAGUUUUGAAACUUCCUGAUCCUGACAAGCCGUUUAUAGUUACAACGGAUGCCAGCCAAUAUGGCAUUGGCGCCGUCAAGUUUGUUUCAUAUCUUUAUCGGCUUCGCAGUGCUGUUACAACACUUGAAGUGACAAGUGCUACUGGGAGUGCUCUUGUCCCUAAGAUAGCAUACAAGAUGAAUUAUUUAUUUGAGAGGCUUUUCGGCAAGCCAAAAGCGGAGCAAUCAGCGCUCCCCACCCUGGAAAAGCUACAGGAAACUCUUGAAAUGUUGGAGAAAAAGGAGGCCUUCAUGCGCAAGAAGGCAGCUAUGGAGGUAGAACAAGCGAAGGACUGCACUCGGCGAAAGAACAAACGAGCCGCCAUUCAAUGUUUGAAGAGAAAGAAGAUGUACGAGGUGCAGGCUGAUAAUUUUGCGAAUCAUCAGCUACGAAUACAUGACCAGAUGAUUUUGCUGGAGGGUGCAAAGGCAACGACGGAGGUGGUGGAUGCACUGCGAACAGGGGCUUCAGCAAUGAAGAAAAUACAGAAAGACACAGACAUCGACAGCGUUGACGAUAUAUUAGGUGAGAUAACCCUCCAAACGGAAAAAAUGAAGGACAUUCAGCAGGUUUUGGGAGAGCCGGUUGGCUUCACUGAGUUCGAUGAUGAAGACCUGAUGAAGGAGUUGGAGGAACUUGAAUCAUUCGAGUUGGACGAAGACUUGCUUGAGCCACCUGAGCCUUUGCCAUCUGUACCAACACAUAGUGUGGAAGCAGCGACAGUUGGUACCACACAUUGGGGACCACCUCAGUCUGCUGUCAAAACUGCAGUGGAACUGGAGAUCGAAGAACUUCAGAGGGCCAUGGAAACUGCAUCUUAAGUGGUCCCCAAUGAAGGUUCAUACUAAUU
This is a messenger RNA of Chara braunii, 2897 nucleotides long. The record is from the annotation of a GenBank genome assembly. Lineage: Eukaryota; Viridiplantae; Streptophyta; Charophyceae; Charales; Characeae.